AUGGCCAAAUCAAAGAACUCGUCGCAACACAACCAGAACAAGAAAGCCCACCGAAACGGGAUCAAAAAGCCAAAGACUCACCGUUAUCCCUCGCUUAAGGGUGUUGACCCCAAAUUCAGACGGAACCACAGACAUGCUCUCCACGGCACCAUGAAGGCUUUGAAGGAGGUCAAGGAGGGAAAGAGAGAGUCCGCAUAA
Molecule: messenger RNA, 198 nt
Organism: Uncinocarpus reesii 1704
Lineage: Eukaryota; Fungi; Ascomycota; Eurotiomycetes; Onygenales; Onygenaceae
Exons: 4
Coding region: 1-198 (65 amino acids)
Biological process (GO): cytoplasmic translation
Cellular component (GO): ribosome; cytosolic large ribosomal subunit
Molecular function (GO): structural constituent of ribosome
Source: RefSeq, a predicted model, not a curated record